GCCCACGCGUCACUUCCGGGCUUCAGCGUUAGCCGGGAUUCCGCGUGUUAACCAGCGCGUUUAUGGCUUCUCUGGAGUCUCCUGGCCCUGAGCGCCAAAACGGCGACAAGGUGGCCGAGGGGCUGCGGAGGGCGAGGUGGCUGUACUGUGGGGAGCCGGACGAGAGGCAGAGAGCUGUGCUUGUCCAGUUCUCCAAUGGGAAGCUGCAGAAUCCGGGCAACGUGCGCUUUACCUUGUACAACAGCGACGACUCGGAAAACCCCAGGAAAAGGAGUCAGCGGAUCCUGGCAGCUGAAACAGACAGGCUUUCCUAUGUUGGAAACAAUUUUGGAACUGGUGCCCUCAAAUGCAAUACUCUCUGCAGACACUUUGUGGGGAUUUUGAAUAAGACCUCCAGCCAAAUGGAAGUAUAUGAUGCUGAAUUGUUCAACAUGCAACCACUGUUUGCUGAUGAGGCACUUGAACCUGAACCUCCUUUGCAGAAUCAGACCAAAACUUUCAGAGAAAAGAUGGACUCUUGCAUUGAAGCCUUUGGAACCACCAAACAGAAGCGAUCCCUGAACUCCAGGAGAAUGAACAAAGUUGGCAGUGAAUCUUUGAAUCUUGCGGUAGCUAAAGCUGCAGAGAAUAUCAUUGAUACAAAGGGUGUGAAUGCUCUGGUCAGUGAUGCUAUCCAGGACGACUUGCAAGAUGAUUCCCUCUACCUUCCUCCCUGCCAUGCUGAUGCAGCCAAGCCUGAAGAUGUGUAUAGAUUUGAAGACAUUCUGUCUCCGGCAGAGUAUGACGCUCUUGAGAGCCCAUCCGAAGCUUUCAGAAAGGUCACAUCAGAAGAAAUACUGAAGAUGAUUGAAGAGAACAGCCACUGCUCCUUUGUCAUAGAAAUGCUGAAGUCUUUACCACUGAGUGAGGAGCGCCGAGACCGCCAGGCCCGAUGCAUCUGGUUUCUGGACACCCUCAUCAGAUUUCGAGCUCAGAAAGUGAUAAAGGGAAAAAGUGCCCUGGGACCUGGAAUCCCCCACAUCAUCAACACCAAGCUGCUUAAGCACUUCACCUGCUUGACUUACAACAAUGGCAGUUUACGGAACUUAAUUUCAAAUUCCAUGAAGGCAAAGCUCUCUGCCUAUGUGAUCAUACUUGCCUUGCACAUAGGUGACUUCCAGAUUGACCUCACAGUGUUACAGAGGGACUUGAAGCUCAGUGAGAAAAGGAUGAUUGAGAUAGCAAAAGCCAUGAGGCUGAAGGUUUCCAAAAGAAGGGUGUCGCUGGCAGAUGGCCGAGAAGAGGAUCACAGAAUGGGCACUCUGUCUAUCCCGCUGCCCCCAGCCCAGAAUGCAGAUCGGCAGUCAAAGCGGAAGAAGAUUACCUAGAUGACAGUUUUCCAGAUGGGGCAUUCUGGACACAUCACAGCCACUUCUGUUCACUUCCAUUUUUAUUUUUUAAAAUGGAAGCAGGGGCUGGAGAGGUAGUUCAGCAGUUAAGAGCACCUACUCCUCUUGUAGAGGAACUGGGUUUGAUUCUCAGCACCAUCAGGUGGCUCACAACUGCCUGAAACUCCUGCUCUAAGGGAUCUGACACUCUUUCUUGGUGUCCACAGGCUCUGCACUCAUGUUCACAAACCCACACACAGAAACACUUGAUGUAAAAAAAUAAUAAAUUUAUAUAAAAGG
Molecule: messenger RNA, 1667 nt
Organism: Nannospalax galili (Upper Galilee mountains blind mole rat)
Lineage: Eukaryota; Metazoa; Chordata; Mammalia; Rodentia; Spalacidae
Gene: Polr1e
Product: RNA polymerase I subunit E
Exons: 12
Coding region: 63-1367 (434 amino acids)
Biological process (GO): RNA polymerase I preinitiation complex assembly; transcription elongation by RNA polymerase I; nucleolar large rRNA transcription by RNA polymerase I
Cellular component (GO): RNA polymerase I complex
Molecular function (GO): DNA binding
Source: RefSeq, a predicted model, not a curated record